UCUCAGGAGAGACAAGAGGGAGGGCAGAAGCUUAUAAUGGCCCGCUGACAGGGACUGCAUGGGACGGCCUACUAAAGAGAGCAUCUGAUGGGAUUAUAACACUCUUUCCUGUUCAUUUUUCCCCACUAAGAAUAACUCCACUCAGUCCGCUCAUGGUGUAGCAUCACAGAGACAAGACUACGUUGGGAACAAGUACUUUUUUUUAUCAAGAACUUGACUUUGGCAGAGAAAGAAAACCCAGGAAACUCUUUAAAGGAUUCAGUUUUGUAAGUUUCAAAUUCCUCCACAAGUAUUCAAGCUUGUUUCCAAUUUAAGAGCAGAGAAAGGAGGAUAAAACAUACUUUAUCUUGUUGGCUUGUUGUAUGAUAAAUUCUUUUUGGACAGCUACCACCAUCCUCAGGCCCUGUACUUCGCCCCAUUCUGCCCGCUCUUUCUGUGAUCAGGGUUUGACAGUCAAGACUUUGCCUUUUUAGGCUUCCCAUCAUCCUCACAUAUGCACACACGCAUUCUGAGGGGAUCUUGUCAAAUCAAGCAGAUGCACACUUACACAACUGGAACUGAAAACUGAAGUCGAACUUAUCUUUUGAUGUACCAUGGUUCACUGUUCCCACUAAACUCGCAGCCUAAACAGGACUGUGGUCAUCUUUAUUUUUACUCCCACCGGCUGUGACUGGGGCUCUUGCAUUUUGCUGUUUUGCAUCUUCAGGUUGCUUUGCAUUCGCUGCUCCCGCUUCACAUUUUUCCGUACCGUCCUCUCAGUGGAACUUGGCUCACAGUUGCCAUAAGUUGGGACUGAGGCCGAUUUAAGGAAUUUGGACCGAUGCUGCUUAUGAUUCGUGACACCAUGGAGGCAUUGGUUAUGCCGCAGAGGUUCCGCUUUUUCAUCCACCUCCCAGAGAAUCUUUUCCUAUGAAUUACUACGCUCAGCCCAAAUCCCUCAGAACCUGCAGCUAAAAUGAUGAACAAAGACUCUCGCUUUUCUAGGAAGAUGCACGGCAGCUUCUCCACACGCAGGCACUCCUGCAUUGGUUUUGAUGUGGAGAAUGGCUUAUCAGUGGGACGCAGCCCCCUGGACGCCCAGGGCAGCUCCGGUUCUGGUCUGGUCCUACAGGCCAACUAUCCACACAGUCAGAGGCGGGAAUCCUUCCUGUACCGCUCUGACUCUGACUUUGACCUUUCACCCAAAGGUCCCUCCAGGAACCCAUCCUCAGCCAGUGAUCUGGAAGAAAGCUUGAAGCACUGGGAGGUCAACUGGUUGUCAUCGCGACACUCAGAAGACAUGAUAGUCACACCUUUUGCACAGGUCCUCGCCAGUUUGAGGACAGUUCGAAGUAACUUUGCCGUCAUAACUGGCCAGCAAGACAGAGCAGCCAGCAAGACACGAUCUUCAGGAAGCAACCCACCCUCAAUGUGUAAGACCAGUCUUGCAGAGGAGCCCCACCAGCAGCUGGCCAUAGAGACUCUAGAUGAGCUGGACUGGUGUCUGGAACAACUAGAGACGCUGAAAACUCGACACUCUGUGAGCGAGAUGGCUUCCAACAAGUUCAAGAGAAUGCUGAACCGAGAGCUCAGCCAGCUGUCAGAGACCAGCCGCUCGGGGAACCAGGUGUCUGAGUUCAUCUCCAGUACCUUUCUCGAGAAACCACAUGACAUGGACAUCAUGUCUCCUCCUACCAAGGAGAAAGACAAAAAGAAGCGUCCCAUGUCCCAGAUUAGUGGCGUCAAGAAGGUCACCCACAGCCUCGCCCCCUCCACCAUCCCUCGCUUUGGGGUCAACUCCAGCCAGGAAGAGCUCCUCGCAAAGGAGCUUGAAGACAUUGACAGGUGGGGUAUCAACAUCUUCAAGGUUGCAGAGUACUCUGGGAAUCGCCCGCUGACAGUCGCAAUGUACACAAUCUUUCAGGAACGUGAUUUGCUUAAAACCUUCAAGAUUCCUGUGGAGCAUUUUAUCAACUUCAUGAUGACACUGGAGGAUCAUUACCACUCGGAUGUGGCUUACCAUAACAACAUCCAUGCUGCAGAUGUGGUGCAGUCCACACAUGUGCUGUUGUCCACCCCUGCUCUGGAGGCCGUAUUUACUGAUCUGGAGAUCCUGGCUGCGCUGUUUGCAAGCUCCAUCCAUGAUGUAGAUCACCCCGGGGUUUCCAAUCAGUUUCUCAUCAACACCAACUCAGAGCUGGCCUUGAUGUACAAUGACGUGUCCGUGCUGGAGAACCAUCACCUGGCUGUGGGUUUUAAGCUUCUGCAGGAGGAUAACUGUGACAUCUUUCAGAACCUGAGCAAAAAGCAGAGACAGUCUCUGCGCAAAAUGGUCAUUGACAUGGUGCUGGCCACUGACAUGUCUAAACACAUGAACCUAUUAGCAGACCUGAAAACCAUGGUGGAGACAAAGAAAGUAACCAGUCUGGGUGUCCUUCUCCUGGACAACUAUUCGGAUCGCAUACAGGUUCUUCAGAACAUGGUCCACUGUGCUGACCUAAGCAAUCCAACCAAACCACUUGAGCUGUACCGUAAGUGGACUGAUCGCAUCAUGGUGGAGUUUUUCACUCAGGGCGACACGGAGCGAGAUAAAGGAAUGGAGAUAAGCCCCAUGUGUGACAAGCACAACGCCUCCAUAGAGAAGAACCAGGUGGGAUUCAUCGACUACAUUGUUCAUCCGCUCUGGGAGACGUGGGCUGACCUGGUGCAUCCUGAUGCUCAGGAGAUCUUAGACACGCUGGAGGACAACAGAGAGUGGUACCAGAGCAUGAUCCCACGAAGCCCCUCACCCAGCCCAGAUGGGCAGGAAGAGAGGGGCUCUCUGGAGGAAGCUUCAGCACCCGGCGGAGGCCCAGGCUCCAAUACUGCUGAGAAGUUCCAGUUCGUGCUGACCUUAGAGGAAGAAAGCGAGUCUGACACAGAGAGCACACUUGAGGAAGAGAAGGGCUGCAGGAGCAAAACCAAACCCGGCGGUGCAGUUGAUUCAGGAUCUGUCACAACUCGACGGCUCAACAAAAUCCUCACCGGUGACUCCGGCAGGACAUUUUCUUUGGACUCUGAGAAAGAUAUGGCUGAAGAUAGAGAAACAGACCAAGAAGGCCUCUCUGAGGUCCCACGUUUCAGACUCGGCACAUAGCAGCAGCCACAGGUGUUUCCCCUCACACCCUCUUUGUUUCACUCAGAUUGAUGUCAGUGCCUUGGUCUCUGUCACCGUUCUUCCCUCACCUCAAACGGAUGCCAUCCUUCCGUGGCUCUCCUCAAACAGGGUGACAGUAAGACUCAAGCCGGAUGUUCUGGAAGGCAGACGAGUGUCGGGUGGAUGAGGAGGGUCUGCAGCUUUACACAAUGGUCACUUGCACUGAAAAAAGACGGACAGGUUUGAACACCGUUCCAUGAAGGACACAAAGCAACUUUCCUACCUGUCUGUUGUGUUCUUUGUUUUCAUUCAAUGAAGACAAAAAGCAAAAAAAAAAAAAACGUCUUGAGUCUCUCAAAGGUCUAUUACAAGUUAGGACAGAGAUAUCUUUGUCAUUAAACUGAGACAGUGAUGAUUUACGGUAAAAAGGACCUUCCAGACCUCUUGCCAUGCAGAUUAGGGGGACAGUGCUAUUCUGGUGGAUCUUUUUCAGGAUGUUGGGGUGUUUCUUAUCUUCAUUUAUACACUAAAUGAAGGGUCUGUUCAAACAGAACACAUCUGGGUAAAGUUACUGAAAUGUCAGACUAGUAUUUGGAAUCUAUGUGGAAAACUAAAUGUAGCAAAUGUUUGGAUUGACUACCUUACUGUCACUAUAUUGUCACACCAAAACUUGUUUUUGCUUGCAGUGCUGUCUGAUGUGUUCAUCAGACAGGUAUGACUUUGAAUAUGUUUUUUUUUUCUAUUUUCUCAUAAUGCUAAACUAGGAUAUUGUCAUGCAGAAUUAAGAAAACUAAAUCAGCAUCAUAGUGUUGCUGGGCUGUUCAGGAAUUACAUCCAAAGAAGUUCAGGAAGAGCAGGUGCUGCCUCCUAGUGUCUAAAAAUGGAAAUGAUUGUCUGGGACUGAGGCAAGGUUUUGCAUCCAAAAUGUAUCAGAGUGUUUUUUUAUUAUUAUUUUGCUCCUGUUUCCUAUUUGAAGAUAGAAUAUAAUUCUAGUUUGUUGAGUUGUUUUUUUUACACUGACAAGCACUGACAAGGAUUUUUUUAGGGCUUAAGCCAAAACAGGAACACGCUGACAACUGUUUAUGAUAAAGAGCGAUCAGUGCAAAUGUCCUGCAGAAACUGCAGAAAUGCAAACAACUUUGAAUACUUUUAGCACUACAUUGAAGUCUAUUUUAGUCACUGGCAUCUGCUCAGUGACUGUUUUUAAACGACUCAACAGAUAAGCUCAGUGUAGCUGACGAAACCCAGAGGGUUACCAACAGAGAUUUGUCUUUGCCACAUUUUUCCUCUUUUUUUCCUGUCACAGAUCCAUAUUUUGCUCUUUGGAGAGAAACAGUCAAUGACACCAAACAAGUGCCAAGCAAGCAUGACACAAGCAGUACUGUAAUUUCCAUUUUGCCACCGGCUACUUUCCAUCAGCGGCUGAUAAAGCUGGCUGGUUGUAGCGAUCUGUGUGCCAACUGGACCUUAAUGUCUGUGGUCAUUUUUGUCUAACUCCUGUUCAGAUCACUGUAUCUGACCAUUUAUUAAAACAGUGAUUUUAUUUUGUGACUGAGUGAUUACGUUAACGUUUAGAUUUUUUUUUUUUUUUUUUUUUUUUUGGUUAAACCAGAUGCACUUUGAAAGGUACUUUUACAGUUCUGCACAUCCGGUGCACUUAAACAUGUAUAACAUGACUGUGUUACUGUUUAGUCAGUUGGUGGUUUAAUUGCCAGGGCUGGACCACUACAGGUGUUAAAGGGUUGAUGUCGCAGGGACUUCUUUGAAGACCUUCAGGAAAAAACUGUGCUAAGUUGUCCAACGUUGGCUGAAGGAUUCCAACCACCAUAAGAGUUUAUGAAGGAUUACUUAAGAAUUAGGGUGGUGUUAAAUUUGUUUUAUUUUGUUACCAUUAAAAGAUUAAGUUAUGUUUUAAUGUGUGAAUAAGCUAAAAGUUUCUAUUGAAGCCUUAUUUUAAUUUUAUGUUUUAUUUUUCUGGUUAAAUGUAUUCUGUUUGCAAAUUCUAAACAACACCAAACCCUCCAACUUUCAAGGGUGCCUUCAACGCUAAGGACUUUUUAACCCCACUUUAACCAGCACAACAAUAUGCAAUGAUUAAGUCUGUCUUUUACCUUAAUGAUUUUCUAUUUUCCUCACAGAGAUCCAUGUGCAAUGUAUUUUUUUCAGUGCUGUUAGCACAAUGAGACGAAUGGACAGUGCCUUAGUGAAGGCCUAUGUGCGUUUAAGUUGAAUGAGACAAACUGUGACUAUUAGUAAGACUUUAUAUUCUUUCGUUUCUUUCCAGUCUGCUAAUAAUACGACUCAUUUGCAAAAUCUUUUCUUUUUCUGCAGAUGUAACUGAGUGACAGAUUUUCUCCUGUUUUCUGAAGCAUCUCAGUCCUAUCUUUCUGUUUGCCCUGAACUCACCACAUGGUUCAUGAAGGCCAUGCAGUAUUUGUGCUGAUUACAGACCUCAGUUCGUAAUGAAUAUAGAAACACACGGUCAUUCCUGACCUGGGUUUAUACACCGAUCAGAAUUGAUAUGAGAUGCUGCAGCUUUGACAAUCCAAACUCUGCUGUUUAACUCUGGGUGUGUUACUCCUCCUUCCAGCUACAAAUUCCCAAUAAAGACACAAAAAGCUCUUUGAUGA
Messenger RNA from Fundulus heteroclitus (mummichog), 5745 nucleotides. It is a transcript of the gene pde4ca, whose product is annotated as phosphodiesterase 4C, cAMP-specific a. Gene Ontology annotation, biological process: signal transduction. The record is from RefSeq and is a predicted model, not a curated record. The coding region runs from base 956 to 3115 and encodes 719 amino acids. Gene Ontology annotation, molecular function: 3',5'-cyclic-AMP phosphodiesterase activity. The transcript has 16 exons. Lineage: Eukaryota; Metazoa; Chordata; Actinopteri; Cyprinodontiformes; Fundulidae. Gene Ontology annotation, cellular component: cytosol; perinuclear region of cytoplasm; nucleus.